Messenger RNA from Canariomyces notabilis, 277 nucleotides. RefSeq lists its product as uncharacterized. Lineage: Eukaryota; Fungi; Ascomycota; Sordariomycetes; Sordariales; Chaetomiaceae. The record is from RefSeq and is a predicted model, not a curated record. The coding region runs from base 4 to 234 and encodes 76 amino acids. The transcript has a single exon.
GUGAUGUAUAGGAAAGGAGGAGGCAUUCAACUUGUUGAUUCCGGAAUCGGGACUGACAAGCUCGGAACCAGCCGGCGGAACUGUGAGCCAACGCCACAUGCUAGCUCAUCCCCACUCUCGGGUCCAACGUGCCUUCUGUGCUCACCAUCAAGGCAAGCCCUGCUGAGUGGAAAGGGCAGCUGCGGCCACGGGUCAGCAUUCCAAGACUUGGAAGCCUCGAUUCACCAAGAAUGAGAAUCAAUCACCAAUUUUGUUCGUCAAUUACUUUUCGUGAUAU